AUGCACAUUUAUACUUUUUCGGCAGUUCAUUUUGGAGUUGAACUUCUAAAUCUCUCUCAAGAGCCGGCUCAAUAUGUCGCUCCCGGUUACUCUCUUCUCAAUACUGACUUGAGCUUCGGAGCAGGUCCCCGCCGACACACCGUCGGCGGGUCCUUUUGUUUUGCAGGUGUCCAUCUCGGAGGCUGGUGGCGGACGUUGGUCAGGAAAAUCGGUGCUCACCGGAUCUCAAACACAUUGAAGCAAGGUCCUCCAAGCUUGGCAUCAACAGAUGGGGAUGCGUCAGAGGCCAGGAAUUUCGUGGCCAGGGAUUUUGUACCUAUGGGAUUUAUAUCCCCCCAUUUGUUUGCGGCUUCCCACACGGAGGGCUCAAGAUUGGGUGCAUAA
This is a messenger RNA of Linum trigynum, 384 nucleotides long. Lineage: Eukaryota; Viridiplantae; Streptophyta; Magnoliopsida; Malpighiales; Linaceae. The record is from the annotation of a GenBank genome assembly.